This is a messenger RNA of Penicillium argentinense, 396 nucleotides long. RefSeq names its product ubiquinol-cytochrome c reductase complex assembly factor 2. The transcript has 2 exons. Lineage: Eukaryota; Fungi; Ascomycota; Eurotiomycetes; Eurotiales; Aspergillaceae. Gene Ontology annotation, biological process: mitochondrial respiratory chain complex III assembly. Gene Ontology annotation, molecular function: ribosome binding. The record is from RefSeq and is a predicted model, not a curated record. Gene Ontology annotation, cellular component: mitochondrion; Cbp3p-Cbp6 complex. The coding region runs from base 1 to 396 and encodes 131 amino acids.
AUGGCCAAGCCGUCUGUCAGCCCUCGUUCCCUCCAAACCCGCAUCUCCCAUAUCCUUAAACAUUGGCCUACCGAUGCGGUCCGUCCGGCCAAUGUCUCGGUCCAGAAUUACCUCCAGUCACGCAUAGGGCACAAGACACCGAAUGCCUCCCCGGAUGCGCAAUCAACGCCUGUUUCCAAGCCCGGAGGCGAGCUGUCGGAGGCCUCCGUAAAUGCGCUGACCUCCCUGCUGAAUGAUCGCUUUGCGCGUCGCUACCCGCUGUCGUCCAAGAUCCGACACCCAGCGAGCGAUCCGGACUACUACGAUAACCUGAUUCGCGAAUUUGAAGAAGCACCAAGCCGCGACUGGUUCGGCCGGUUAAAGAAGAGACUGGGCGGAAUUCUGCGCUUCUCGUGA